Molecule: messenger RNA, 2640 nt
Organism: Ceratitis capitata (Mediterranean fruit fly)
Lineage: Eukaryota; Metazoa; Arthropoda; Insecta; Diptera; Tephritidae
Product: protein toll-like
Molecular function (GO): protein binding
Source: RefSeq, a predicted model, not a curated record
AUGCUGACGCUGGCAGUUCUAACACCAACAACAAACGAAUUGAAACAACUAAUAAAAUCAACAAAACCGCCAAUUGUAAGCGCGCCGCCACAAGUCGCCUAUCGCACUUGCUACGAUGGACGCUGUCAAUGUCGCGGUUUUGUGCUCAAAUGCUAUAUGCAGGGUGUAACUGUGCUUAUAGACAGCGGCGCCGCGGCUAUAACGAAUACAACACGCAUCUCCAUAAACUGUACCGCGCAUACAACAGCAGCAGAGAUACAACGCGCACAGUUAGCGUAUACUUUUUGGCAUCAAAAUGUGAAGUUUAAAAUGGACAAUUGUGUGCAGUUGCACGAGUUGCUGACGCGUCCCGAAAUAAGCUACACAGGUACUAUAAAAAUUAACGCUAACUUGCCGGUGCCGGAAGGUAUGCUGCAUAAUGCGCGCGGACUUCAUCGGUUGCGCUUGGAUGUGGUGAUUGAGCGUCGGACGGCAGUGGUGUUGCCCGCGCAACUUUUGCAUAAACAAAGCGCUCUGAAAGAGCUGAGAUUGGUUUUACUGUGCAAGCCGCAUGAGGUAUCGCUGCCAGUGGAGAUAUUUCACAAGUUCACUGCACUUGAAACGCUCUUAGUGGGCGCUUACCAAACCAAUUUGAAUGGCAUAAAAAAUACAGCGCUACGCAAUUUAACCGCAGCGCAUUUUAGUAAUAUGCCGCUGUUGCGUAAACUCCACUUGAAUGGCAAUUAUAUGCAAACGCUGGCGCCGAAUAUAUUCCACGAGCUCUAUGAAUUGAAUGAAUUGGGUUUAAACUUAAAUGAAUUGAGCGCGCUGCCAGCAGAUUUACUACGCGCGCAAGCAAAACUUAUAAAGCUUGAUCUCGCCGGCAAUGUAUUGGAAACUCUACCGACGGCCAUCUUUGCUACAACGCCGCUACUGUGGGAACUCAGCUUGGCGGAUAAUCGUCUGUGCAUGCCUGCAAAUAUUAUUGCUGCCUUGCGCCCGCUGCGCUACCUCUACAGACUGAAUUUGAGCCACAACUGCUUAGCGCGCAUCUCAGACUUGGGCGUGUAUGACAACCGAACGCUGCUCGAGCGCCGGCAUGUGCGCGCAAUCAACGAGGCACCAUAUUUAAUGCAAUAUCUAGCGGAACGAGAGCCUGUUAAGCGCUUUGAGCGUCCACAUAAUGCAACUGUGAUCAAUUUAAGUCACAAUCACAUAACCUCAUUCAAUUUCGACAUGAUUACUGCAGCAGCAGUGCAGUGCCCAUAUGAGCUUGAUUUCUCUGAAAAUCAAAUUAAACAUAUUUACGCUUUAACACAUCCACGCCGUAGCUAUGGAGAUUGUACGCGAAAGCUGAGCUUGCAGCGCAAUCCAUUGCAGUGUGACUGCGCUUUGGCUUGGAUAUACCAAACUAACUUCUCCAUAGCAACAAUUUGGGAAUGCGCCAGCAGUGAUGCACGUAAAACGUUAAAUUUGUCGCGCGAUAUGUGUGCAUGGAAGCCCCAAUUUUGCCCUGUCGAAUGCAAUUGUAGGUUUGACACACGCGCGCUGCUAAUCAACUGCUCGAAUGCGUCCUUGGAGAGCCUUACCGCAUUGCCGAAGCCUGCGCAGGUUUCACUGGCGCACAGCACACUCGAUAUAACGCUCAAUCGCUUCUAUGAACUACCAUCAAACCUGACAUUCGGCUAUGCGUAUGUGACGCGCUUACAUGCUGCACAAAAUCAGCUCGUGAACGUACAAAGCGCGCACUUGCCACCACGACUGGAAAUGUUGGAUUUGCGUGACAAUCGCUUAUCACAUCUGAGUCGCGACUUUGUAUUGAAAUACUUAAACGAAAGCGCUGCUCUACAACAGAUUUACCUCGCCGGAAAUCCUUGGCUGUGUAAUUGCGACGCCGAGCACCUGCUAUAUGCCAUACGCGCGCACCGUAAGCGCAUACCUGACGCUGCGCUUUUACAUUGCGCAAACCUACAAAAUGUCAGCUUAUUGACGGUGCGUUUUGCAGACAUUUGCGUUCCAGCAUUGGCUGCGCGCGUUAGUCAAAUGUGGCUGCUACUCAGUAUCGCGCUCGCCAUUAUAGUUCUGGUUAGUUUCUUGGCGCUCUACUAUAAAUAUACACUCGAAUUGCAUGUUUGGCUAUAUGCGCACGACAUGUUUCUCUGUUGUAUACGUGAAUAUGAAUUGGACCGGCAUAAAGUAUUUGACGCCUUCAUUUCGUAUCCCACCAGGAUGCAACAUUUGUCAAUGACACACUCCUGCCGGGUCUGGAACAGUGUGAGCCACCAUUUCGUUUGUGCACGCAUGAGCGCAAUUGGUUGGCUGGCGCAUUUAUAGCCGAACAAAUUGUCGACUCUGUGGCACAAUCCCGUCGCACAAUCAUUGUGCUUUCGCAACACUUCAUCGCUUCGGAUUGGGCCCGCAUGGAGUUUCGCACAGCGCAUCAAUAUGUCAAUGGUUGAUAAGGAGUUGCGUGCUUAUUUAGAUAUGAAUACCUAUUUAGAAUGGCAGGAUCAUCCAUGGUUCUGGAGUAAGCUUCGCUAUGCCAUGCCACAUCGCAAGGGUGAAGUUCGCGAUGCCGGCAUGCUUGAGUUAAAUGAGCGUCAGAGGGUUUACGUGAUUGGCGAUGUAGAGAGGAACCAAUUUCAACAACGAAAAGAGUGA